Telopea speciosissima is the source of this 2001-nucleotide messenger RNA. Its product is annotated as proteinaceous RNase P 2-like. Bases 59 to 1789 code for a protein of 576 amino acids. NCBI's taxonomy places the organism in Eukaryota, Viridiplantae, Streptophyta, Magnoliopsida, Proteales, Proteaceae. The transcript has 6 exons. Gene Ontology annotation, molecular function: protein binding; ribonuclease P activity. Gene Ontology annotation, biological process: tRNA 5'-leader removal. The record is from RefSeq and is a predicted model, not a curated record.
GAUAAAACAGUUAUUAGGGUUUUAAAGAUUUAAGUUUCUGCUUCUCCCAAUUCGUCCAAUGGAGAAUGCGGACCAGGCGAAACACACGAAGAACAAGCGGAAGAACCAGAGUUUUGAAAGCCAGUUUCGUUUCAAGCUCGACACCUGCUCGAAGAACAAGGACCUCUCUGGUGCCAUCUCUCUUUACGAGAAUGCAAUCUCCCAAAACUUCCGUCUCAAUCAGUACCUCUUCAACACUCUCCUCUACCUCUGCUCCAACUCUCUUUCCGACGAUUUCUUAUCAUCGUCGAAAGAAACCUCGGAUUUGUCUAGUGACUCUGCGCUAGCUUACGGUUUUCGCGUAUUCGAUCACAUGUUAGCCAGCAAUGUCAAUCCCACUGAAGCAACAAUCACUGCCAUGUCGAGGCUUGCCGUUGGUAAAGGCGAUACUGACCUCGCUUUCGAAUUAGUCAAGACCAUGGGAAAAUACAACAUUUCUCCUAGGCUAAGGACUUACGAUUCUGCGUUGUUUGCUUACUGUUCGAAAUCAGAGGUGGAGAAGGCCUACUCUGUUGAAGAACACAUGGUCUCUAUGGGGAUUUCUCCUGAAGAGUCCCAGCUGUCUGCGCUCUUGAAAGUGAGCGUGGAUUCGGGGAGAGAAGAUAAAGUUUAUUCUUAUUUGCAGAAGCUAAGGAGCUCCGUGAGAUUUGUUAGUACCUCUAUUGCGGAGGUAAUCGAACGUUGGUUUUGUAGUUCAUUGGCUUCUGAGGUUGGUAUGUUGAAUUGGGACGAAGACAAUGUUAAAGAUGUGAUAUUGAAAAAUGGUGGAGGCUGGCAUGGUCAGGGAUGGUUAGGUAAGGGAAAGUGGUUUUUCUGUAAAUCGAAUAUAAAUUCAGAUGGGUCUUGUUGUUCUUGUGGAGAGAAGCUAGUUUGUGUUGAUAUUGAUGAGGUGGAGACUGAAAAAUUUGCGGAGUCAGUAGCUUCAUUAGCGAUGGAAAGGGAAGUGAAGUCAAAUUUCAGGAAUUUUCAGGAAUGGCUGAAGAAACAUGGCCAAUAUGAAGCUAUAGUGGAUGGAGCGAAUGUUGCACUUUACAAACAGAACUUUGCAGAUGGUGAAUUUAGCCUUUCUCAGAUUGAUGCUGUGUUGAAAAAUCUGUAUCAAAGAGGCGAAAGGAAACUGCCACUGGUUAUCCUGCACAACAAACGUUUUCGAGCUCUUCUGGAAAAUCCUUCCAAUAAAAAGCUACUUGAGGACUGGAAAGCUCAAGGCGCAUUGUACACUACUCCAAAUGGGUCCAAUGAUGAUUGGUACUGGCUCUAUGCAGCAGUAACACUUAGGUGUUUGCUUGUGACAAAUGAUGAAAUGAGAGAUCACAUUUUUGCACUCCUAGGCAGCAGCUUCUUUCUUAAAUGGAAAGAGCGACAUCAGGUCCGGUACACUUUUGUUAAAUGUAAUCUAAAACUUCACAUGCCACCUUCAUAUUCUGUAGUCAUUCAGGAAUCAGAGAAGGGAUCAUGGCAUGUGCCUAUAGAAGGAGAUUGCAAUGAUGAGGCAUCAAGAACUUGGCUUUGCAUUACCAGGCCAAAAUCUUGUGAACAUUCUGAUGAAUUAUUAUUGAACUUGGAGGUUCCUGAAACUGAAAGACUCAAGUACAACCAAACCAAAUCUAACUCCUACAAAUUAGAAGACGUUACAACUGAGAAGGGUAGAGAGAGUGGCCCAAUCUCAUUUCAGCUUUCUAAUAGUAAUACUGUUUCCAUAACUGGUAAAAGAAAGGAUAGAUCUCCAUCCUCUGAGCCACAUUCAUAACUGAACUGGGCCAAGUUAACAGCUUUGAUCGAAGGUUUACCUAUCAGCAUGUUUUCUUCGGCACAUUGAUUUGUCCAACUUGACCAGAGGCUGACCAUCAAGGAAAAGAAAAAUUUUAUUGGUUUUUGUUGCAGUUAUGCAUGAGAGUGAUAUCCAUGUAAGGGAGUUUGUGAAAUUAAACUGAAAAGCAACUACAGUUGUGUGGAAGUUGG